Molecule: messenger RNA, 3596 nt
Organism: Lampris incognitus (smalleye Pacific opah)
Lineage: Eukaryota; Metazoa; Chordata; Actinopteri; Lampriformes; Lampridae
Gene: lca5
Product: lebercilin LCA5
Exons: 9
Coding region: 414-2828 (804 amino acids)
Biological process (GO): intraciliary transport
Cellular component (GO): axoneme
Source: RefSeq, a predicted model, not a curated record
GGCCGGACUGUCACAGACAGGGGCGAGGAAAACGCGGCUAGCUAGAAGCCGUGUCUGUCUUCUUAUCCCUGAGCCGCUGCCCAGCCACUCCGCUUUGGAUGCUGAUAACGUCGGAUAACUGUGUAAUUCUCAAAUAUCCGAUAAUCCAUAAACUGACUCGUUAUUUGCUGGCGUUUAAGAACCGGGCCAGUGUGCUUUCAGCAUUAGCCUGCGUAGCUAAAUUAGCUUGCUAACACUUUGUUGAGUAAAAGCUAGUUAGCUUACCUAACGGUAGCUGAUUAAGCCAAACGAGUCAUGCGCUAUGGACGGACUGGAAAUAAAACCAUGAAGUAACAACUCAAGAGGAUCCGAGCCACAGUGGAUGUGAUUUUCAUUCAUUCAUCCAUACAGCAUUCCCAGUCAAAGUGACUCCAAUGGAAUCAGAGCCCGUUGCCCGCUCCCGCGAAGACAACCGAAACACUGAUCAAAGUCCUGUGUCACUGCGGAGCACAGGAAAAGAUUCCCCAGCGUCAACAGUUCAAACUCAAAAUCCCAACAAGGCCCGCUGGGGUAAAAGCCCAGAUGCGGAUGAAAAGGAAAGCUGCAAUGGGGACAGGUCUAAAAGUUGGAUCAAGGAUCCUGAUCCGGACCGAGAUCGGUUAUCAGAUGGUGAGAGACGGAGGAGCAAUGGGUCAUUCUAUUCAGAGAAUUAUGACAAUGAGUCCCCCUCAGAGCGCUCACUCUCACCUUACUCACGGUCCCGCACGCCGUCCCCCACUCCAAAAAGAGGGGUGCAUGCCAACAGGACCUCUAGUAGCCCUUUUUACAAGACAGGUGGGGUUGGGCGACGGGGGGGCACUCGCCUGUACCGUCUUGGUGGGGCAGCCCAGUCUCAGCAGCACCGUUGGGGGGUGCGCUCCCAGAGCAAGGAGUCCACGCCACCCAAAGACCUGGACCUGGUCACCAAGCGCAUGUUGUCAGCCCGCCUGCUGAAGAUCAACGAGCUACGCAACGCCCUCACUGAGCUGCAAAUGCGCACUGACGAACUGCAGAAGGAGAACCGCAUCCUUCGGCAGCUUCAGGUACGUCAGGAGAAGGCACUGCAGCGCUACGAUGACACUGAGAGUGAGAUAGCACAGCUGUUGUCACGUCACUCCAAUGAGACACAGGCCCUGCGCGAGCGGCUGCGGCGAGCUCAAGAAAGGGAGCGAGCGGCCGAGAGGCGGCUGAAGGACAGUGAGGAACGGUUGCAGAGGAGUAAGGCGGCUGUGACCCGGCUGAAGAAGCUUGCGGACCAGCAGGAGCUAGGACCUAGGGAGGAGCUGAGCCGCAGGCUGGAGGAAGAGAAGAUAUUGGCCCAGGAGAGAGAACGCAAGAUUAAGGAGUUGGAACGCAGCAUGGAACUGAGCAGCAGUAGUUUCCAGAGGCAGCUGGCUGCAGAGAGAAAGAAAACCAUCAGUGCACAGGGUGAGAUCAAGGCUCUGCAGGAGGAGCUGGCACGACUGGGCAAUAAACUCAAGGAGAAGGAGAGAGAGCUUGAUACCAUGAACAUCUAUGCCAACCGCAUGGUGAAACCACCACCCAGAAAAGACACAGACAAUGGGUCCAAGAGAAAGGCCCUCGGUAGCAAUAUUACCAAGGCAGUGCAGACUGAGGACAGGAUGUCCAGUCUGGACUUCCCCACUCCUCCACCCGCCAUCACCGACAGCAAUGAGGACAGCGAACAGGUGCAUAACGACUACCUGUCACUCAAGGAGAUGGAUGAAGUAGACAGAAGACAGAGAGAAACGAAGAAUACCGAUAACGAGGGGGACCAGCUGAGGACGCAAGAAAGGAAAAGAGAGAAGGAGAGGGAGAAGCAGCUGGAGAAAGAGAGACAGCAGCUUGACCAGGAAUGGAAUGCCCUCGAUGAGAAGGAAAGCAGACUCAGAGAUGGCUGGGAGAAUGAAAAGGGGCAAGAGGAGAGAAAGAGGCUGAGCCACACAUCUACCCAAAAAGAAGAAGGGAACAAGAAGAAGCAAGGCCAGGUUCAGGAAGAAGUUGAGAGGUGGAACCAGGAAGCUCUGCCCAAUAAGCAGGUGGCAGAGGCGGAACGAGGCAAGAAAGAGCAGCUGCUGGCAAAGCUGCGUGAGAUAGACCGCCAGAAUCAGGACCCUGUGUUUGCUGAGACUGACCUUUCGGAUCCCAGUCACGGCACUGCUGUCCGUUCACCUCCCCGCCUUUCUGAACUAGGGCGCCAGAACUCUUCCAUUUUCAGAUUCACUGAACCGAACGACACGGGGAGUUGGCAUGCAGGUGCGGAAAGUAGAGAAGGGGUGAGGAGAAGUGUGGGUGUAGAAGGCGGAGUGGCAACAACAGGUAUGGGGAGGAGAGGAGUGCGAGCUCAAGUCUCCGACGAUGACUUGGCAUUCGGAAGCUACGCGCCCUCUUUUGGACGCACAUCAGCCCGCAAUUCCUCUGGCGUCCCCAAAGAGGACAGAGAUUCAGCAUUAGAAGCGAUAGGAGUUUUCAGUCCGAGAGGUUUGGAGAAAGACAAAGAGAAGGAGAAAGACAGUGGGGUGGGAAAGGAAGGCAAGGACAGAAAGUCCAGUCUUAUGCAGCAGCUGUUUGGAACUUUGGGUACGCCCACUGCUAACAACACUGAUGACCCCUAUAAAAUGGAGAUCCUCAGAAGUCCGACCAACGGGGUACGCUCAAGAAGGGAGGGACUGUUCAAGUUCAACUCAGAAGCCUCCUCUCCAGCAACUCCUCCAGCCCCAAUUCUGGGCACCCUGCAUGUAGCUGAGAGCAGGCCUGCCAUUCGUGCCAUUGCCUCAUUUGAUGAUGACAUAGAGGAACUCACUUUAUGAUUUGCCUGGGGGUGGGGAUUAACUCUUGUUGGAUAGUAAAAGUAGUCAGCCUUUGACAGGCUGACGCACCUAUCGGUGACACCAUCAGGUGCCCGGAGGUGAUUUCUACAUGAAAGUAGGUGGAGAGGGAUGAUUGUUAUCCAGUCGCCUGGAAAUGUGUCAUGGACUGAUUGAAAUAAAUGACACUAAUUUUCUUUAUAAAGGGAACAGUAGCGUCACCCUUUUCUAUAUAACAUAUCUGAACAAUGUUUUCCUGUCUAGUAUAUAUUUAUACAGUUAGCAUUGGUGAUCGGUAGAUGGUUAAAGGCACUGCUUAAAAUGGGUCCGUCGAUGAUGUUCAAGUUGAAUCAAGUGCAGAAAAGUAAUGAAACAUGGUUGCCAUGUACUCAGGUAAAAUAGUGUGUGUGUUGACAUUAUAUAUAGAUAACACAUAGUGAAGAUACUAAAUUGCCACAAUGAACACAUGCUGUGUAACUGUUUUCAAAUCAUUCAGUUGAAUGUUUGUGCUUAACCAUCACUACAAAUGUAUUGUUGUUUUUUUUAUUAUAUAUAUUUAUGUAUUGCUGGCACUUACGUGAUAAAUCAGAUACAGGUUUGACAGAAAUUGACUCAUGUUUACAUGUGAUGAAAAUGCAUAAUGUGUAAUAUAAUUAAGACUGUCUGUAAGAUGGAUGCAAAGUGUUUGGCGGCUAUUUCAAGAUACAGGUUUUUUUUUUAAAAAAUAUUUCUAUUAUUCCCUCAAUGACUUGCCUUUUGGAAUAAAGGGAA